CUGUAGUUGUGUAUAUGAUGAAUAAUUUAUUUAUGAUGAUGAUGAUGAUGUUUUGUUAUAAAAAUCGAUGAUUGGGUUGUAUAUAAAUACUCUGUAUGUUUGCAAUUUGAUCCACAGAAAGAAUAUUAUUAUUGACCAUUACUUAAAUAAUUUUUUUUUGUUUCAAGAAUCACUAGGAAAAAAAACAUAACAAUGUUUCGACGAGAAUCAUUUUCAAUGAUGAAAAUUAUUCUUGUAUUGUGUUUAAUAUGGAUCUGUUUAUUCAAUGAUGUUCGUGGCUGUUUCAUUACUAAUUGUCCACGAGCCGGUAAACGUUCCAUUAUGACUGAAUCUAAUUUAGGAUCGAAUCAUCUGGCUAGAGAGUGUACACGUUGUGGUCCAUCAUUGUCUGGACGAUGUUAUGGUCCGAAUAUCUGUUGUUCACCAUUGACUGGAUGUAAUAUUGGUGGUUUUACUGCUGCACGCUGUUCAUUGGAAGCAUAUCAUCCAAUUUUAUGCACGAAUCCUGGUACUGUUUGCGGACCAAAUGGUAAAGGUGUAUGUGCAUUGAAUGCAACAUGCUGUACAAAUGAUGGCUGUUUUAUUGAUAAAUCCUGUACACAAUUAUCGAACGAUUCCAAUGAUCUUUAACUUAACUAUUGCCAACACAUUCCAUUAUUGAUUGAUUGAUUACGAUGAUUGUAUUUUCAAAAAAAAACAAAACAAAAUCGUUGAUUAUUUUUCUGUUAAUCAUAAUUUAAAUUCAAUUACGAACCAACAAUGAGCAAGUGAAUGGAAAGAGAGAGAGAGAGAGAGAGGGCAAAUCAAAAUUUAACACAUAUAAAUGAAU
Molecule: messenger RNA, 829 nt
Organism: Dermatophagoides farinae (American house dust mite)
Lineage: Eukaryota; Metazoa; Arthropoda; Arachnida; Sarcoptiformes; Pyroglyphidae
Product: oxytocin-neurophysin 1
Cellular component (GO): extracellular region; secretory granule
Molecular function (GO): neurohypophyseal hormone activity
Source: RefSeq, a predicted model, not a curated record